Molecule: messenger RNA, 486 nt
Organism: Condylostylus longicornis
Lineage: Eukaryota; Metazoa; Arthropoda; Insecta; Diptera; Dolichopodidae
Product: eukaryotic translation initiation factor 5-like
Exons: 3
Coding region: 1-486 (161 amino acids)
Biological process (GO): formation of translation preinitiation complex; formation of cytoplasmic translation initiation complex; translational initiation
Cellular component (GO): cytosol
Molecular function (GO): translation initiation factor activity; eukaryotic initiation factor eIF2 binding; GDP-dissociation inhibitor activity
Source: RefSeq, a predicted model, not a curated record
AUGCCGAAGCUCGUCGCCAAAGUUGAAGGUCGCGGUAACGGAAUUCGUACCAACAUCGUCAACAUGGCGGACAUUGCUCGCGCUCUCAAACGACCUCCUGACUAUCCGACAAAGUUUUGCGGCCAUGAAUUGGGGCGCUCAGUCCAAAUUCGAUCCAGCAGAGGGAAAGGCGAUUGUGAAUGGUGCCAUGAGCAGCGUGACCUUCAGGUCUUGAUCGACAAGUUCAUUGACAAAUUCGUGUUGUGUCAAAAUUGUAAUUUGCCAGAAAUUGAUUUGCAACUAAAGAAGGGGCGUGUUGUUUAUCAUUGCAACGCUUGUGGUGAUCAGGCUGAGACGGAUAAUGCGCAUAAGCUCGCAACGUUCAUUUUACGAAAUCCACCAGAUGGAGGGGACUCCACACUUGGCGCGAAAAAGAAAACCAAAGAAGAACGAAAAGCGUUAAAGGCUCAACAGCAGAAACUGCGAGAAGAUGGCGGAAAGCGAUGA